This is a messenger RNA of Penicillium taxi, 993 nucleotides long. RefSeq names its product cleavage polyadenylation factor subunit FIP1 (gene fip1). The record is from RefSeq and is a predicted model, not a curated record. Gene Ontology annotation, molecular function: RNA binding. Bases 1 to 993 code for a protein of 330 amino acids. Lineage: Eukaryota; Fungi; Ascomycota; Eurotiomycetes; Eurotiales; Aspergillaceae. Gene Ontology annotation, cellular component: mRNA cleavage and polyadenylation specificity factor complex. The transcript is spliced from 3 exons.
AUGGAUGACGAGGAAGACGACUUCUAUGACCCCGCCGAUUCGGUGCCAGUAACUCAGCCAUCAUAUAACGAAACUCCAGUUCAACAAGAGGAACCUGAUGUCGAUGAAGAAGACGAGGAGGAAGGCGAGGAUGACGAGGAUGACUUCAAUAUCAUCACAGAGGCAUCCGCUGAUGCACCUCCUCCAGAGCUCUCCCAUCCUCGCCAUGCUAGCUUAAGACAAGAAGCGCAACGAACACCUUCUGCAGAUUUAUCGAUCCUUUCAAAAUCUGCCACUCCUGCCACUCCACGUCCUGAUGCGCCAACUGCAGCUCCUGCGACUACUGCGGCCGCAAAGUCUACCACGUCUCAAAAGCCAGGCUCCGAAUAUCCAGCAAUUCACACAUCUACAAUUGACGUUGAUGAUAACCCCGUGCACCCCUCAACUGGGAAGCCGAUCAUGGCCACGGACAUGGAUGCGGAUUUCCCAGCUGACGACAAGCCUUGGCGUCGGCCCGGCACUGAUACUUCGGAUUACUUCAACUAUGGUUUCGAUGAGUUUACAUGGGUUAGCUACUGCUUAAAGCAGCAGGAAGUGCGCAAAGAUGUCGGGAAUCAAAAGAGACAGAUGGACGAUAUGCAGUCCUUCCUUGGCAUGGGAAUGCCCCCAAUGCCCAGUGCACCAGCUGUUCCUGCGCCAGGUCCUCCUGCACCUAUGGCUGGUAUGUCUGGUGUACCAGACAUGUCGCCCGAUAUGAUGCAGGGCAUGCUUGCCUCCAUGAUGUCUCAAGGACUAGACCCAUCUAACAUGGACCCAAUGUCGUUCAUGCAGCAUGCGCAAGCAAUGAUGGGACAGCCUGGGGGCGGUCAGCAAGGUCAACCUGGAUUUGGAGGUCAAGGACAAGGCCAGGUCCAAGGAUUUGGCCAGGGAGGUCAAGGCCAGAUGGGAUACGGAGGUGGCGGCUACGACCAGCGUGGAAAUUAUGGAGGCCGAGGACGUGGGCGAAGAUGGUAG